CCGGCUAUCGGAAAUAAGCGUGCGGCUCGCUCACCUGGAUGCUCACUCUCUUUAUUUUGGUUUUGUGAUGCUCAGUUUAGUGGCGAGUUAGCUCCCGAUGUUUUGAUUAGCUCAUGAGGUGCGGAUUUUAGGGAUUUGUCUGUGGAUGCGUUCGCUACUGAUUGAGUUGGAGGGAGGGAAACUUUUCAGGUCGACGGAUUGGUGUGUUCUGCUAUCAGGAACGCCUUUGCAGCUGGUAGGUACUUGACGGGGUUGAAAUGGCGAGUCCUUUAGUUGCCUUGCCACUUGUAAUGGCAGGUGGAUUCGCACUUGCCGAAAUGUUCUUCAAAUGGAAGAAAGGAAAUUUGCACACCAAACAUGUACCAGACUUUGUUUUCGAUAAGUUUGGCAAACUGAAGGACAUUGAGGGGUUUGGCGAUUAUUUUGUGCGUCAGUUGGGGCUUGAUACGGCUAAUCCGAUCGCCAAGACAGUUUCCAAAGCAGCAGAUGCCUAUUUACGCGAUGAUAGGCGCGAGAAAAGUGAGGCUAAAGAGGUGGUUUGCAUUCUCGUGUCCGGUCCAACCCUGGAGGAGGAUAAAAAACAGAUCUGCGAAGAAAUUUUGUUUGAACUGGAGAUUUGCGUUGUUGCAUAUUUCAGUUUUCAUUGGAAGCAUGCAAAUUCUGUUAUCGAGAAGGUAGUUAGUCAAGGCGCCACAGAGAAAAAAUUGCACAAAGCGGUGUUGUGUGCACUCAAGAAACAGCGCUACGAGGCGGUGUUAAAGUCGCUGAGUACUAAGCGUCGAAUUCACACUAUGAUUGAGGAAUUGAAGACAAUAGGAAGAUCGAAUAGCUCUAUCCCAGAUAAGGGCGUAGUGACUGUUCCUGCUGAGUCUUCCAAGCGUAGCCCUGUCAUACUCUUCAUUGGCGGGGGCAUGGGUGCGGGAAAAUCUACUAUUGUAAAAGAGGUUUUGUCAAGCUCAUUUUGGGCUGGCGUUAUCAAGGAUGCUGUGGUGGUGGAAGCCGACGCGUUCAAAGAAACUGAUAUCAUCUAUCGAACUUUGAGUUCUCUGUCAAAGGGAGAUGUGUCAGGGAACGCUGAACUAGUGCACCAAUUCUCGACAGAAACAGCAAAUUCGUUGCUUGUGUCUGCUUUGAAUGAAGGUCGCGACGUAAUUUUUGAUGGCACAAUGUCAUGGGAGCCUUUUGUGAUAGAAACCAUUGAAAUGGUCCGAGAUAUCCACAACAGGCGGUAUCGAAUGGGCCCUGGGUACAAAAAGAACGAUGAUGGCACUGAAGUAGAGAAUUACUGGGAACCUCUAGCUGAGGACAGCGAAUGUGCUAUUGUGAACAAAAGUAACGACGGUGGAAAGAGACCUUACCGAAUCGAGUUUGUUGGUGUUGCUUGUGAUGCACAUCUGGCUGUGGUUCGUGGUAUGAGGAGGGCAAUAGCAACUAAGAGGGGAGUUCCAGUGAAAGGGCAACUUCGAUCUCACAAGUUGUUUGCAAAAUCCUUAGAGAAGUACAUAUCUCUGGUUGAUGCGGCAAAAAUAUUUACUACCAGCGCGUGGAAUGGCCCAGCCGAGUUGAUUGCCUUGAAGGAUGGCCCUGGUAAGAAGUUACUUAUUGAUGUCGACAACUACCCUGGAGUACGUUGUCUAGGAGAUCUAGACCCUAACUCUGGAUCCGUGACUGAACUGUACAAAAACAAUGUAGACAUGAAACUUGUGAAUCAGUUCUGGCAGAACGUGAUAUUAGAUUCCAAUAGAAAACUUCGGCAGAAGCGCUUGUGUAAAGCAAUUCUAGCGAACGCUUCCACCUCAGCACUCCUGGAGAAGUCCAUGUCGCAGCUCUCUCAAGAUGAAAUCAAUUCCUUCAGUAAGUGAGGUAUGUAUAAAAGUUUAAAGUACUAGAUUUCGUCUCAGUGUUUCGUGGCAUGUAUUAUGUUCGUUUGCCUCACACCAUACUUACUACCAUUCGUAGCGCAUGUAGAGCACGGUGUAACCCAGAAGUAGUAUUAAUGAACAGCUAUCAUUCUGGCAACUAUUACAGAUGGUCAACACUAUAUGUAGUGAAAUUCUGCAGUACUUCAAUCAAACAAGACGAAACUGCGUAUCCAUAACAUGUUAGCGACAACAAAUAUGGCAGAUCUGUAUGACAUGGAACUUGCAACAAAAUUUGUACCAAAACACCAUUCAACAUU
Messenger RNA from Physcomitrium patens, 2179 nucleotides. Its product is annotated as calmodulin calcium-dependent NAD kinase. Gene Ontology annotation, molecular function: ATP binding; kinase activity. NCBI's taxonomy places the organism in Eukaryota, Viridiplantae, Streptophyta, Bryopsida, Funariales, Funariaceae. The record is from RefSeq and is a predicted model, not a curated record.